AUGCGAUCAACCGCUUUUGUUGUUGUGUGUGCGCUGGGACUGAUAGUGGCUGCUUCGGUGGCCUCGCCCUCCCCAAUCUACGACAUCCAGCUGGAUUGGAAGAACGCGUUGCUACCGUGCACGUGUGUUAAUGGGACAGUGGACUGCUCGUACCGUAGGAAGACCAGCAUUGAAACGGAAGAUGUUUGUGAUGUCGCUCCUACUGCGUUAAAUCUUUAUAAUAAUUUGUUCGUUAGUUUUCCGGACGGAUUUACGUCGGUUGUGAUAGUCAAUGCGUCAAGGAAUCGACUCGGCACGUUGCCUCAAGCUUCGCGGUUGAAUCCGCUGCUUACGGUAUUGGAUUUGUCUCGCAAUGUGAUUUCAGACGCCACCAAUGAACUGCGAGAGCUAUCGUCUUUGCAGACGCUCAUCCUAAGGGGCAAUAGACUCUCUCACUUACGGUUUCUGCCUGAAGUGUGCGAUUUAAAACGCUUGGAUGUAUCUUACAACUCGCUCGUUGGGUUAGAGGGUCCAUUAAGUCAGUGUACUCAAUUAAAAGAAUUGAAUUUGAUAAAUAAUGAAUUGACGUCGCUCACCAAUGGCAUUUUCGAUCGAAUGAGUCAGUUAGAGGUUUUGCGUUUGGAUGACAACCCAAUAGGCAAUUCUUUGUCGUCGCAAAUUUUUGACAGUCUCGGCAAUCUCAAAAGGCUUGAACUUUACAAUAAUGAUUUUACAAGUAUUCCACGUGGUAUAUUCAAGUCGUUAUCUAAAUUGGAAACAUUGGAUAUUGGAUUAAAUGAUUUGUCGUCACUUUCAGGAGACAUAUUUUCAUCUCUCGGAAACCUCAAAUCCUUAGGAAUGGUACGCGCUAACAUGCAAACAUUCCCAACGGGAAUCUUUUCUCCUAUCCCACAACUGGAGAACUUAUAUUUGUCUGUAAAUUUCUUUUCGACAUUACCAUCUGAUGCCUUUAUUCAUUUGAACAACCUCAAAACGCUGACUCUGGACUUUUUAAACGCCACAACACUUCCUGAAAACUUCUUUACAAAUUUAACAGAACUGCAGGUUUUGUCGCUUUAUGGAAAUCACCUAACAUCUCUUCCGGACGAUCUUCUGUCUGGGUUGAACAAACUAGAGAAGGUAGACGUAUCUGCGAAUAGAUGGACUGAGCUUCCCUUACAGCAAUUGAGGAAUGUGAAGCAGCUGUCGCUGGGUUAUCUUGGAAUUAAUUCUCUCGAACCACGGAUGUUUGUGAGCACCCCACGUGUGAAUAUGCUUUUUCUGUAUAGUAAUAACAUUUCUUAUGUAGCAGAAAAUGCAUUCGACGGAAUUGCUUUAGAAGUGUUGUCAAUUGAUAACAAUGCAAUAAGAGAAUUGCCACAGAAUGUCUUCCAGACUCAAGUGCAUUUGAAAUUCAUCGAUUUAUCUCGCAAUUUUCUCGUCACCCUUCCGGAGGGAAUUUUUUCCGGUAUGCACAAUCUCUUAGUUCUUGAAGUGGGGAGUAACAAGAUACAGGCGCUGCCUGACCAGGUUUUCCAGCCGCUGACUUCGCUACAGGUCUUGGACCUGUCGCGCAACGAGCUUACUGCGCUGAGUGACGACUUGUUCACUAACCUCCGCUCGCUGCGUAAACUCGUCCUGGACAGGAACCACCUGACGGUGUUGCCAAGUGUCUGGCACCCUCACGCCGCGCAGCGACACGUGUCGUUGAGAAGCAACGCUAUCUCGCAGCCGGACCAGGGGACGCUGCGACUCUGGUUGAGUGGAGAAGGUCAGCUCGUCUUGGACCUUUCGGACAACGCCAUGCGCGUGGGGGCGGACGCGCUGUCGCCCUGCGACUGCGGCCUCGUGCGACGCCGGCGCGCGCUGCUGCGUCUCUGCGUCAACGCCUCCUGCCCCGGCACGCAGCAGCAGCAGCAGUCAACGGGGCCCGGCUGGGUGGACGCCAUUCGCAGUGCCCGCGACUAGGCUCUGCGCUCGGCGAAACUUACUGCCAACGCAAGAAGCUCCAUUUAUUUGGAGGAUUUUUGGAACCUGGGAUCCAUCAUAUCCUAUAUUUAGGUUCCCCAGACUUCAAAUUCUCUCACAUUCGAAUGCCCCCAACCCUCAGUUCACCGCACACAGAAUUUCUAAAUUUCUGUAUUCGCCAAACUCCGAAAUCCACAUACACUGGAUUCCCCUAACCCUCGAUUCCCAAUGUCUUAAUAUAUUUAUUUUCGUUCUACCUGUGGUCUUUCUAAGUUUUCUGGUUUACAUGCUGACAAUUUUGGAUUUCGCCAUUCCGUUGACAAAUUAAGGUUACAUUACUGUGUCUCGUUUAAUUAGUUUCGAUGAAGAUGUGGGAUUUUAAUUUUAAUUUAAAUUUUUGGGAAUAGACUGGUAAGAUGUGAACUGUCGAGCAAUGGGAAGAAAAAAAGGAAUGAUUCUACACGGAAGUAUUAAUUUAGGCAGGUUUAAGCAUAUUUCUGGGAAUUUUGAUUUGUUUCGAAUUGGGAUGUUUGAUGUUCCUCGUAGAUGGAAUUUACGAGCGGAAUGAGGGGAGGAAAGAACUGAAAUUAUUUGCUACAUUUUUAUAUGUACUGAAACGGAUCGACUUCAAGUUCUCUGUGAAUUUGAUGGUUAGGUUUGAAAUAAAUCUUGAAUUGACUCGCUCGGAUCUUUAUUUUCGACUAUUUGCAUUUUUGUGUAGUUGUAAGUGCUGCGUUUCCCUAUAUCACCAAGCGUAACGUAGUUUUAGUAGAAAAAUGUAUUUGUAUGCAGGAACGUUGCAUUUGGUAUUAUUUGUUAAUUGUUGGUUUAUGAGUUGGUAAAGUUUUAAAAUUUUGGCGUAGGAUUUGUGUAUUACUGGGUGAUUAUGGGUUUUUAAGUCAAAGUUUCUUGUGUAUCAAUACUCCGAGACAAUUUAUUUGUUCGCUGUUUCAAGUUAUUUUAUUGGUCACUAUUUUUAUACUAACAGGAUUUUGCGUUGUGUUAUAGAGUGAAUAUUUUGGCCUGGCAUUUUUGAGGAUUGAUUGGGGUUCUCCAUUGUUUACUAUCUCCCCCCCCCACAUUUUCCCGUGGGUCAUAAUUGCUUCUAUUCGUACAAUUCAUACAAAUCGAGGCGCGACGGGUAGGGGGGUGCCGGGGAGUGGGGGAUCAGGGUCCGGGGAGUGGGUGGACGAAGCGUAAAUUAAUACCUGAACAACGCCCAUCGUCCAACGUUCUUCAGCUGGUUCAUGAAUAAUGAGGAGAGUACUAAAGCUGGAUAGUUCUAUCUGCACAGUGUUAGCUGAAGAACUUUCUAGCUAGCCACGUAUUUUGCGAGAGGCAAACGCGUGUAAUGGACGGCAUAGGGAUUCAAAAACCGUCAUCCAUCCAAAAAUCUCAAAAAUAAGUCAUGAAAAAUUUAGUGCCAGAAUCCUAAAUAAAAAAGAAGAAAGGUUUUGUUAUUUUUCUGGGCCUUUAAUACGGAGCAGAGAACAUCCAAAAUACAACAAAAAUGCGCGCUAACGAUCUCUCGCCUUAAGUCAACACCGCAGCAACUAGCCCUUUUACUUGUGUAUCGUACUUGUGUACAAGAACUACAAAUAAGGGGCAAAGAAAGGUUGAUUAUUCACUGCAACCGGUUAUUGAUGAUAACAAUAUAUUAAUAUUAUUUAUUGUUAUCUUAUUUCUUUACUUCUGCCUUUGUUUCAUUGCCCAAAGUAUUACGUAUUAAAAAACACUAAAAAUGCCAACAUAAAUUGAGAAAAUUUAAGUGUGGGAGUGACACGUGGAUGUUUAAAAGUAAUGUUUCUUGAGAUUUUAUUUCAUUCUGCUUAAAAUAUAGUAUCAUCCUUUUUAUUCCCUGCUUAAAAGGUAUCAGCUAGGUUUCUUUGUAAUAUUUUUCUAGGAGUCUGUGUUUUAAACGUAUCUCUUUUGAUAUGUCCUGAGAACGUUAACAGAAGUGUCCAGUAGUAUAUGUCAGCAAAGCAAAAUCGAUAAUUUCGACGUGUUAAGGGAAAUGUAAUAUAUCUGUAAAUUAAAUUUUGUAGUGUGUAAUUGUUGGUUGGAAUUGAAAUAUUUUUUUCAGAGAUGUAUCUUCCAUCAUAGGCAUUAUUGAUUAAAACAAUUGUAAUAAGAAUUACCAAGACACAUUACUGUGAUAAUUAAUAGAUUUGAUGAGUGAUAAUAAUAUACAUUAUAUAGUUAUAAAAAAAGGAACAUUGAAAACGAGUCUGUAAAUUAAUGUAUGUUUUACUGAGUUGUUAAAACGUUCUUCAAAAAUUAAAGCUACGAGUAGACUUCAAAUUUAGCUAAAAACGUUUUAUGAACACACCUAAAUAUUAAUAAUAUAAUAAAUAUUACAAGAUGUGAUAUCUCUUUUAUUUUCGAAAAUUUUAUUUUGUUUAAAUUAAGAAGUGAAUAAUUUUAAAUGAAAUAAAACAAGACAAUGUAUUAUGAAAAAACUAUUCGAUUUUUUUAAAAUCCUGUUUUGAAGACAGCUCCAUUUUGAAGAAACGUCAUUUACUAAGUUUAAAUUAAGUUUAUAGUUAAUAUUCGUAAAAUAUAUUAAUUUAAAUUCAUCGUUUCCUGCAAAAAGUAUCGAUAAAACACACGUGUAAAUUGUUCGUGAAUUUACACGACCUUCUACCAGUAGCCCAGGUAGUAGUAAUUGCUGAGGUGGAAGAUUUCAGAUAAUUAAAAUUGACAGAACAUUCAUGUUCGCCAAUAGACAAUUUCCUCCUCUUUUCGCGUAAGGUUAGCAACUCAAUCUGCUCUACUAAGAGUGUUCUAAAGACACCAUUUAUUAUGAAAAGUAAAAUGUUUUUGUCUACUUGCCUAAGAAAUGAUCAUUCAAAAGUGAAGCUAAAGCUGGCAUUCAGCUAAACGCAUUGCAUUGAAAAUACUGCUCAAAAGGUGUCCAAUCAAACAUACUGAAUUUUCUGCACAUUAAGAACCAUCAUCAAUUAAUCUUGAUAUUUGUAUGGAACAACCGUAUGAUUGUUUUUUUAAUUCAGAGAAAGAAUUAUAAAUAUUGCCUAAUUGGUUACCAAAUUAUGCGCAAACUUAUCCAUACCUUCCUUAAUACAUCAAAAUAAUUAUUCGAGAAUCGUAUUCUGUACUAGUUGAAAAAUAGUGUUGAAAUACUUUGUGAAAGUCUCCAAUUGAUUAAAUGCAAUGAUACUGUCGAAAUAUUAAAGUUAAUAUAAUGGCAUUCCUUUCAAUGAAUUCCAUACCUCAUUCUCAAAUGAUUCAUUAUUUUCAAUGACCUUUACACAGUGUUCGUCCUCUUUACCUUUGAUGUAGCUUCAUGUAUUUCUUUAACACAACCAAGGCUAUUAACAUUUCAGUCUUUAUGAUACUAUUGUUCCCAUAAAGCAGCCGUGAUUCUAUAGAAGUUCUGCGUAAUAAAUGGAGAGACACUCUGAGUAAGUGACCUUCAAGAGCAAUUAUUUAUAACAGAACCCACAGAGACCAUAAUUUCUCUUAUUUGUAAGUUCCUAAUUGAAAGGUUUUCAUGUUGGAUAUUUUACAUUGGAAUUGGUGCAUUUAUCUUAAGCUCUUCAUUAAUUAUUUUUAUUUUUAGCGAUCAUGGGAAGUGCUUCUAUUUAUUUGUAGUAAUGUUCAUCUCAAAGUAUUAUCUAUCAAUGUAUUUUGCGUGUUCUAUUUGUAGAACGACCAUUGAAAAUCACAAAUACAGAUUAGCUUUACUCUCCAUGGACUCGUUUAUUAUUUUAAGAUUAUCUGAAUAUAUUAUGGACUUAUUAACGAACAGUACAUACAAAUACGUAUGAAUGUCGUAGUCAAACCCCUUAGCUUAGAAUAAAAGGCAUCUGAUUGUAAAUAAACAAGUGGGUAUAAAUUAUGCAAAUACAGAAUAUUGGAUUAUAUGUUAAAAUUCUGCAUACUAGUAAACAUCCAUUUUUCCAUCAUCUUUCGCUAACGAAGCUUCCCGCUCCAGUCAAAG
This is a messenger RNA of Gryllus bimaculatus (two-spotted cricket), 5908 nucleotides long. The record is from the annotation of a GenBank genome assembly. NCBI's taxonomy places the organism in Eukaryota, Metazoa, Arthropoda, Insecta, Orthoptera, Gryllidae.